CAGCAGCUGGAAUCUAGCUGUCAAAAUUGGCGAACAGUUCUCAACUCGCUCUAAUCAAAACAUUGCAAACGAUUCAAUCACAAAUUUCAAGUGAAAAGUAGGAUUCGUUUAAGGAUUAAAUCGUUUGUGCAGGACUUGCAACCUUCCGUAAAUCUCCGGUUAGUUUCUGGCUUUAAAAGGACGGUAAUUUUUCUCCCGGCGAGUGACAAAAGGGUACAAUCGGUGAUGGUCGGAAAAGAAUAAUUUUGGAUUACGAAUCAGCGUAGGACUCAACUUCAAGUAUGCGGCAAGCUGACGGCUUCCACUCAAUCGUCGACGGUCAUUUCCAGGGAUGGGCACCUACUCUGUGAUUCAAAUCGAUCUACCGGCCAUUGGCCAGAUGAGAUUUGUGUCCUCCGCGUGUCGCCGAUAAUCACUUUGUUUUUCUCAACAGGUUCAGCAACUAAGCUGCCAUUUUGGAAAUUUUCUGAUCGAGAUCAUACCACAAUUUCAAAUGAUGUCCGGACCAUGCUCGGCAACAUGACCAACGAACAUAGAUAAACUAUUGGCCAGCCGUGGAGGAGUCGGGUUUGAACCGUCCCGAUACGGAUGUCGAGCUCUGGUGCGCGAGGUGGAAAAUGACAAAAGUGAGGACGGCAAGGAAGACGAGAACAUCAUGACGAUGCCGAGUGCGUUCGAAAUGGCCGAGACCCCGACGACGCCCAGCACGGCGACGAAAAAGUCCGCCGCCAAAAAUAAUGUACGUUCCUACGUGUACGUGUAUGUGCUUUUCUUGUUGUCUUUUUCUAUGUUUAAAUGUUUGAAGAAUUUUUAAACCUGGAUGUUGUUCUAGGUCGCUUCAACGCCCAAGGCCCGCGCCAUCAGCAACAAGACCAAAGCCGCGAUAGCAGCCAUCGAGGACAUUACGAGCUCGCCAUCACCGAAACGCAAGCGAAAACUACACAAUUCCGGCGACGUGUCGACGCUGGAUCUAAAUACCUUCUCGUCGGUACGUCGCAAUGUGCCCGUUUCACACCUGCUGAACCGCCCAGUAACGGUGGCGCGUCUUGCCACCUGUUCAACUCGGGCCACUCGGUGGUGUGGAACCGCAUCGCCAUCAAGUGCCACAAGUUCCAGGAGGCGGGCGCCAAGGUCGCCGAAACGCCUUCGGACGUGAUAAAGAUGACGGACGUGACACUCGCGUGCUUGUCGGAUCCGCAGGUCGCGAAGGAUCUGUUGUUCGGCACCUGUGGCGUCAUGUCGGUUAAACUCGUCGGCAAGGUCUACGUCGAGUGCCCGACGUCGACCCGGAAACAUCGCAGGACAUCGCCUACAAGAUUGUCUCCAAAGGAGGCCGGUUCCUGGAAGCAUAAAUUCAAGGCUCGAAGAACCAGGCCGAGGAGGACAUGCUAAUCACACUGGCCGCCCGCGAGCGGGGGUGCCAAACCUGCUUAGAAGCCAUCACGCGCAGCUCGUUCUACCUCGGUGACGUGAGCAACGCGUCCAAGAUGAAUCUGGUGCUGCAGAUGAUUGACGACGUGACGCUCUGGCCGGCAAGUGACUGUAAGUUUCGGUAUGAUGUAGUAUGCAGCAGCCGCGGCUGCGAAUGUAGUUGGGUCGACCCUCGGGACGGUCUCAGCUGACACCCAGAACCAUCGUGACCCGAGAUUUCCCAGGAUCAGCACGGAUCUCGGUUCAUCCAUCAAAAGCUGGGUCGGCAAACGGUGCGUUCGAGUUCGACUUUAAGUUAUCCAGAAGUACUUUGCCGAACAGAAGCAAACCAUCCCCUACAGCUGCCUUCGAUGGCCCCAGGAAGAAUUUCGGCCGAACAGCAGCAGCAAAUCGUUCGCGAGCUGGACGGCCAGUUGCUUAAAUGUGGCGGUAAAAAGACUCUAAUAUAAUAAUUAAGUUCAUGUUUAGUGUUUCAAAGAGA
Culex quinquefasciatus (southern house mosquito) is the source of this 1912-nucleotide messenger RNA. RefSeq lists its product as uncharacterized. The coding region runs from base 796 to 1392 and encodes 198 amino acids. The transcript is spliced from 5 exons. The record is from RefSeq and is a predicted model, not a curated record. NCBI's taxonomy places the organism in Eukaryota, Metazoa, Arthropoda, Insecta, Diptera, Culicidae. Gene Ontology annotation, molecular function: oxidoreductase activity, acting on the CH-OH group of donors, NAD or NADP as acceptor; NADP binding.